Molecule: messenger RNA, 988 nt
Organism: Capsella rubella
Lineage: Eukaryota; Viridiplantae; Streptophyta; Magnoliopsida; Brassicales; Brassicaceae
Product: esterase FUS5
Source: RefSeq, a predicted model, not a curated record
AUGUUCGGUGACAAGGAUAAUUCGAAACCUGACAAGAGAACUAGUGCUUGUUCGAUGUUAGGAUACUCGUCUUCUUGUUUCCAAACAGCCGGUGAAUUCCGAGCGGGAUUACGGUUUAAGAUAACGGCGAUGGCGCAGGGUAGUCACCGGAAAUCGAAGAACCCUAGAAUCUUAUGCCUUCACGGAUUCAGAACUAGCGGUCGGAUUCUCCGCGCGAUUAUAUUAAAUAAAUGGCCGGAGACAGUUCUCCGAAAUCUCGAUCUUGAUUUCCUUGACGCUCCUUUCCCGGCCACCGGCAAAUCGGACGUCGAGCGUUUCUUUGAUCCACCUUAUUACGAGUGGUAUCAAGCUAACAAGGAGUUGAAGGAAUACAAGAAUUUUGAAGAGUGUUUGGCUUAUGUAGAGGACUACAUGAUAAAGAAUGGACCUUUUGAUGGUCUUCUUGGUUUUUCUCAGGGAGCUUUUCUUACUGCGGCUAUUCCCGGAAUGCAGGAACAGGGAACAGCUCUAACUAAGGUGCCAAAAGUCAAGUUUUUGGUGAUAAUAUCCGGAGCAAAACUUCCAGGUUUAAUCUUUGGGGAGCCUAAAGCUGCUGUUAAUGCAUUCUCAUCUCCAGUUCGUUGCCCUUCACUCCACUUCAUAGGUGAGAGGGAUUUCCUGAAGACAGAAGGUGAAGCUCUUGUGAAAUCAUUUGUAGAGCCAGUGGUGAUCCGUCAUACAAGUGCACACACUAUACCGAAACUUGAUACUAUAGCUGGGGAGACGGUGUUGAGCUUCUUCGAGAAGAUUAAGCAGAUGCUACCUGAGGAAACAGGUCAUGUAAGAAGAAGCUUGAUGUGAUUGAGAGCUGCUCCUAUGGGUUCCUAUUAGAUAAAAUGAUCUUGAAAUGAUAAACUGAGUUGUGAAAUGUGAUUAUUCUGCUGGAUUUGUCUGUCUGGUUUAGUCUUUGAUCCAGGACACAACUCAAUAAAAGUCAUGAUUAAAUUUA